GGAUCUGUGCAAGUGAAAUGACUGAAUACAAGCUUGUCGUGGUUGGUGCUGGAGGUGUGGGCAAGAGCGCUCUGACCAUUCAACUGAUCCAAAACCACUUUGUUGAUGAGUAUGAUCCCACUAUUGAGGAUUCAUACCGAAAGCAGGUUGUGAUAGAUGGUGAAACAUGUCUGCUGGAUAUUCUUGACACUGCCGGUCAAGAGGAGUACAGUGCCAUGCGGGAUCAGUACAUGCGAACUGGAGAAGGCUUUCUGUGUGUCUUUGCUAUUAAUAACACAAAGUCCUUUGAGGACGUCCACCAUUACAGAGAACAGAUCAACCGAGUAAAAGACUCUGAUGAUGUCCCUAUGGUAUUAGUCGGUAACAAAUGUGACCUCCCAUCACGAACAGUGGACACAAAACAAGCACAAGAGUUAGCAAAGAAUUAUGGGAUUCCGUUCAUAGAAACCUCUGCUAAAACGAGACAGGGAGUUGAAGAUGCAUUCUACACCCUCGUCCGUGAAAUCCGCAAACACAAAGAGAAGAUCAACAAUGGAAAGAAGAAGAAAUCCUCCAGAAGGAAGUGUGUCAUUCUUUAAAACAAGUGCCAUCCUUCAGAGGAACGUCAGUCAAACCACAGCCUGUGUGCCAGCUAAAAGCAAACUGAAUGUUUGGACUUUAGUAAUGCAGUGAAAUGGGAAUACUUGCCAUUUAUUCAAGAUUCACUUCAUGAAUUGUUUUUAUUAGAGGGAUUAAAUGAUCCAUAUUUUUUUUGGCGUGUGGAGGAUGGGCUUCAUAAACAUUUUGAACUCCAUACUCUUAGAAACAAAAAAGGCAGUAAUAAAUGUACAAACGCUCAUUAAACAGACUAUUGCAAUUGAAGGGCCCUCCAAUUUUUUUUUCUUUGGAGAGACGAUGAUGAGUGAAACCCACCCAACUGAAAAAAAAAAAACACAGAACUGGUCAACUGUAUUUUAAUGCUCAACUAGAAAUCCUAGGAAUUUUAUAAAGGUGAUAAAACCAUAGUCGUGAAUUUUGUCUGAAAAUGGGAAACAUGCUAGUAAGAAAUAAAAACUUUUGAAAUU
This is a messenger RNA of Nanorana parkeri, 1064 nucleotides long. RefSeq names its product GTPase HRas-like. The transcript has 4 exons. The record is from RefSeq and is a predicted model, not a curated record. Bases 18 to 578 code for a protein of 186 amino acids. Gene Ontology annotation, cellular component: plasma membrane. NCBI's taxonomy places the organism in Eukaryota, Metazoa, Chordata, Amphibia, Anura, Dicroglossidae. Gene Ontology annotation, biological process: Ras protein signal transduction. Gene Ontology annotation, molecular function: GDP binding; GTP binding; GTPase activity.